GCCCCAUCUUCCCCCACGCCUCGGCAAUCCAAAGCCCUCCUCGUCCUCGCAGAGCAUCCAUUGCCUCGAUUUUCUAUUCCAAAUUCCCCCACGCGAAGAACAGCCAGCGCCCUCCUCCUCCUCCUCCUUCGCCUUCCUCCUGGUUUCUUGCCAUCUUUCCAGGGAAGGAGGAACCGCGGCCCGGCCGCAUUCUUGGACAAGAAUUGUUGGCAUAAAGGAACAUUUUGUUGAUGUUCUAAUGGAGUCAAAAGGUGGCAAAAAGAAGUCUAGCAGUAGUAGUUCCAUGUACGAAGCUCCCCUAGGCUACAAGAUUGAGGACGUUCGCCCAGCCGGAGGAAUCAAGAAGUUCCAGUCUGCUGCUUACUCCAACUGCGCUCGCAAGCCAUCCUGAUAUUCCUUCACAUGCCUUUCCCCGUAGAGUAGGAAUUUCCUGCAAUUUUUCCUUUGUUUUGUUGCAAUAAAUCUCCCUUGGCUGGCUGCUUUCUCAAUCUCUUCCCUUGUCUUCUCCGAUCUCUUCUUUCCUGUCUUGUCCACUGCUCCUUGCAACACUUGAUCAAAUGUCGAUGUCCUUGGCUGAUUCUUGGGGCUCUGCCCCUGCCUCGCCCAUUGGGUUUGAAGGCUAUGAGAAGCGCCUUGAGAUAACAUUGUCUGAUGCGCCCGUCUUUGUGGACCCCUGUGGUCGCGGCCUUCGUGCCCUCUCACGUGAGCAGAUCGACUCGUUCUUGGAUCUUGCAAAGUGUACCAUUGUAUCCCAUCUUUCGAACAAGCACUUCGACUCAUAUGUGCUUUCAGAGUCGAGCCUUUUUGUUUAUCCCCACAAGGUUGUUCUGAAGACCUGUGGUACAACAAAGCUUCUGCUCUCCAUUCCUCGCAUCCUUGAGCUUGCUGCAGAGUUGUCACUGCCUGUUCUAUCAGUGAAGUACUCUCGUGGGAUGUUCAUCUUCCCUGGAGCGCAGCCAUCACCGCAUCGCAGCUUCUUGGAGGAGGUUUCUGUGCUCAACAGCUUCUUUGGUGGCCUCAAGUCAGGUGGCAAUGCUUAUGUCAUUGGUGAUGCAUUCAAGCCCAAGAAGAAGUGGCAUGUCUACUAUGCCACAGAAGAGCCUGAGCAGCCCAUGGUUACACUCGAGAUGUGCAUGACUGGGCUGGAUGCUAAGAAAGCUGAGGUGUUCUUCAAGGAUUCCACUGAUGGCUCCUGCUCAUCAGCUAAGGAGAUGACUAUGUUCUCUGGGAUUUCUGAAAUCAUCCCUGAGAUGGAGAUUUGUGACUUUGAGUUUGACCCGUGUGGGUACUCAAUGAAUGGCAUUUAUGGUCCCGCCGUCUCCACGAUCCAUGUCACUCCUGAGGAAGGUUUCAGCUAUGCAAGCUAUGAAGCAAUGAACUUCAAUCCUAGCUCCUUGGUCUACGAUGAUUUGAUCAAGAAGGUCCUGGCUUGUUUCUGCCCUUCAGACUUUUCGGUCGCUGUUACCAUCUUCGGUGGGCAUGGUUUUGCCAAAUCAUGGGCAAAAGGUGCAGAGGUUGAUUCCUACAUGUGCGAUGAUCUUGUUGAGCAAGAGCUUCCUGGUGGCGGUGUGCUGAUGUAUCAGAGUUUUACUGCUGUUACUCCUGGUGCUGUGUCACCGAGGUCGACCUUGGAUGGCUGGAACAGCGAUGGAGCAGAGAUGGUUGCGAAGAGCAAAGAGAUGAGUGUCUGCUGGGAAGGAGAGAAGGCGGCGAAGAAGAAAGAUGCAGAUGCCUGAGAAAUCGGCAGUUCUUCAACCUCAAGUUGCAAGUUUGAUUCAUCUGAAGUUUCUGAGACGCCUUAUUUGGUUCUGCUCUUGCAGUUUCGGUUAAGCAGCUGGCUGGGCUACCGGCAAAGCAUAUGUUACUUGUUCAUUGUUCUUUUAUAUCUGUCUGCCCAAAUAAGUGCUCUAGAUGGUUUGCUGCGUCUGCCAUAGUGAGCAAUUCAGAUUGUAGUAGAAUUCUUAUCUGUUGCCGAUGCUCUUUAAGGGAGAAUGAUAUGUAACUCGAUUAUUUUCAAUAACUAUUGCAACUUCCAUAAUUUUCUGUC
Messenger RNA from Oryza sativa Japonica Group (Japanese rice), 2047 nucleotides. RefSeq names its product S-adenosylmethionine decarboxylase proenzyme. The record is from RefSeq and is a predicted model, not a curated record. Gene Ontology annotation, biological process: spermine biosynthetic process; spermidine biosynthetic process. Gene Ontology annotation, cellular component: cytosol. NCBI's taxonomy places the organism in Eukaryota, Viridiplantae, Streptophyta, Magnoliopsida, Poales, Poaceae. Gene Ontology annotation, molecular function: adenosylmethionine decarboxylase activity.